AUGGGUACAUUCGUGAGCUUCAGGAGAGCAUAUGGAGCUCUCAAGGACUCCACCACCGUCAGCCUUGCAAAAGUCAGCAGCGAAUUCAAGAAUCUGGACAUUGCCAUCGUCAAAGCUACCAACCAUGAAGAAUGCCCUCCUAAAGAACAGCAUGUUAGAAGGAUUAUUGUUGGAACAUCGUUUGCUGUACCACGAGCAGACGUUGGGUACUGCAUUCAUGCACUUUCGAGGAGAUUAAUGAAGACGAAGAACUGGAUCGUUGCAGUGAAGAUAUUGAUGGUGUUUCAUAGGGUUUUAAGGGAGGGUGAUCCUAGUUUUAGAGAAGAGUUACUGAAUUAUUCUCGCAGGAUUCACAUUUUCCAGAUUCUGGAAUUCAGAGAUGAUUCAAGCCACCUUGCUUGUGAUUGUUCAUCGUGGAUUCGAAGGUACGCCAUGUUUCUUGAAGAACGGUUGGAGUGUUAUCGCGUUUCGGGAUUCGAUAUUGAGAACGAGCGAUUGACGACAGCCACUGGAAUAGGCAAGGCGUAUAGUCGAAUGCGGCUUAUGAAUGUUGACGAGCUACUCGAUCAGCUACCUGCGAUGCAACAACUUCUUUAUCGUCUCAUCGUUUGUCAGCCUGAAGGAGCAGCUUGCCAUAAUAGCCUUAUACAACAAGCCUUGGCUCUUGUAUUCAAAGAAAGCUUCAAGAUUUAUAGUGUGAUAAAUGAUGGCGUAAUUAAACUCGUGGAAUCGUUCUUCAAUAUGUCGAAAGACAAGGCCGUUCCAGCUUUAAACAUCUACAAGAAAGCCGGGAAACAGGCCGAACAACUGGCCGAGCUCUACAACCUCGGAAAACAUAUGCGUCUUGCGAUGAACAUCCAAUUUCCAACAUUGAAUCAGCCUCCACCUUCAUUUCUUGCAACAAUGGAGGAAUAUGUAAAAGGAGUCUCUUUGAAGGGUUCUGCUUCAAAUAAGAAACUGGAGCAUCAAAAUGCCGUAGAAGAGCGAUCAGCAGAAAAAACCAAAGAACCUGUGACUCGAGAAGUCGAAGAAGUUGAAAAGAAAGAGGUAUUGCAAGAUCAAGAGCCCGAACCUAAGACUCGACCCAAGGUAGAAGAAGUUCUACCGCUCAUAGCCAUCGAUGAUAAUGAUCCUGCGGGUCUGACUGAAACGAAUCCGAAGGCGGCUGCAGAAUUAGAGGAUAACAAUGGACCACGAUCAACUCUUGCAAUAGUUCAACCUGGCACGACAUCUUCGGGAUACAAUGAGACCGAAAAACCCUCAAAUUGGCCUGAGCUUGCAGUUGUUACCACAUCAAGUAACUCUAAGAACAUCAACACCAUAUUACAUGCCAAACCGGGUGGUGAUCAAUCCAACAAGCUUCUUUUGUACGGUUUGUACGAAAAUGACAUAACAAGGAAACAACCACAACCACAACAUACAGGCUAUAACCCCGGGUACGAAUAUCAACCUCAACGAGUCCCCUCCAUGACGUCCAGCGGUGUGGUGUCACCGGCCACCGUGCAGAUGGUCAUGAGCCAGCAGCAGCAACAACAGAUGGUGAACCAACAACAGUAUCAGAACCAAUAUCAACAGUGGUACCGUGACCAACAACAACAAAACAUGUUUGUACCAUAUAAUCAUCAACAAUCGUCGAACCAAUAUGGACAGCGACCUAUGUGCAACCCAAUAGUGAACCCAUUUGGAGAUACUAUCAAUCAUCCACAAGGAAAUCGUGGAUUAAUCUAG
This is a messenger RNA of Cynara cardunculus var. scolymus (artichoke), 1728 nucleotides long. Its product is annotated as putative clathrin assembly protein At5g57200. Gene Ontology annotation, biological process: clathrin-dependent endocytosis; clathrin coat assembly; vesicle budding from membrane. The coding region runs from base 1 to 1728 and encodes 575 amino acids. Gene Ontology annotation, cellular component: clathrin-coated vesicle; clathrin-coated pit. NCBI's taxonomy places the organism in Eukaryota, Viridiplantae, Streptophyta, Magnoliopsida, Asterales, Asteraceae. The record is from RefSeq and is a predicted model, not a curated record. The transcript has 14 exons. Gene Ontology annotation, molecular function: 1-phosphatidylinositol binding; phosphatidylinositol-4,5-bisphosphate binding; SNARE binding.